Molecule: messenger RNA, 532 nt
Organism: Lasiosphaeria miniovina
Lineage: Eukaryota; Fungi; Ascomycota; Sordariomycetes; Sordariales; Lasiosphaeriaceae
Exons: 1
Coding region: 134-427 (97 amino acids)
Source: RefSeq, a predicted model, not a curated record
CGUGGAUUGUGGAAGCGAGUUUAUUUGGCGUUUAGGGGCGGAUGAGGGACGAAAAGCAUGCAGACAAAACACUUUCGCACACGCACGUAUCAUCCGCCGACGGAACUCGAAUUUUUCUUUUAAUAUCUCUUGGAUGUACCCUGUGACGUGGUGGUUUAACACCGCAGCUGGCUUUUUAUUCUCGCUCUUCUUCUUUUUGGCAGGACGCAUCUCGCACAGUUCAUUAGAUUCUGUGUAUAUAUUUAUCUAUAAAAACCAACAUCUUCCGCCUUCAGCUCCGUCCUUGUUGCGUGGCCCGCGAAUAUCCAACACAUUUACAGGCACGGGCGCGAAAGUCUCGAAAUUAGGUUACCUAGUGCCAUCAAAUGCCAAGUAUGCUUUCACGCUUGCUGCCGGGCUUGGGAGAUUUGUUCCCGCCGAUUUCUGAUCUCAGACUCCAUUUUCACGUUUGAGUCUGCAGCAAAUACGUGCCGCGUAUUGAGCACAUCAACCGUAGUCAAAGAUGGAUUCUGGUUAUGGGCCUAGGGGAUAG